Cornus florida is the source of this 1439-nucleotide messenger RNA. RefSeq names its product transcription repressor MYB5-like. Bases 272 to 1231 code for a protein of 319 amino acids. The transcript is spliced from 2 exons. The record is from RefSeq and is a predicted model, not a curated record. Lineage: Eukaryota; Viridiplantae; Streptophyta; Magnoliopsida; Cornales; Cornaceae.
UUGAAAAAAAGUAUCACAUGUAUGACUUGUAUCUAUUUUUCCUCUUUUAUCCAUAGACCCAGAAAUAGAAAGAAAAAAGAUAAAGAAAAAACGUGGCCCCAUGUCUGUUUUUUUUUGGUUCGUCUUUUUAAGCAUGGCCUUCCCAUCUCUCUAUAAAUGAGAGCCACCGCCAACCCUAAACUUCCCUCAUCCAUUUGCUCAAAUAAAAAACUUCACUAUCAGCAAUCAACCUACAUAUAGAGAGAGAAUUAUAGAGAGAGAAAAAGAAGAGAUGAGAAACCCAUCCUUGGCGACAGCAUCAUCAUCAUCAACAACGAGCAGCAAAACUCCAUGUUGCACCAAAGUGGGACUGAAGAGAGGGCCAUGGACACCUGAGGAAGAUGACCUUUUAGCUAACUACGUCAGGAAAGAAGGCGAAGGACGGUGGCGUACGCUUCCCAAAAGGGCCGGUUUGCUCCGCUGCGGCAAGAGUUGCAGGCUCCGGUGGGUCAAUUAUCUCCGGCCCAACGUUAAGAGAGGCCAGAUCGCUCCUGACGAGGAAGAUCUCAUUCUUCGCCUUCACCGAUUGCUUGGAAAUAGGUGGGCUUUGAUAGCUGGAAGAAUCCCAGGACGUACAGAUAACGAGAUCAAGAACUACUGGAAUACGCAUCUAAGCAAGAAGCUCAUCAGGCAAGGAAUAGAUCCAAGGACUCACAAGCCACUCAAGCUUUACCCUAACCUCAACUCCUCAAGAAAUGUUGAUUCCACAUCACCAAAUCUCAACCCGACUCCCAACCCUAACCCUAAUUCUUUGGGAUUAGAGCAAAUCCGCGGGUGCAAUCAAUCCACCACCAACAGGAUUGCUGCAACUUCCGCAGCUACUAACCUUGAUCACCAUCAAAACCGGCCUGUCGUCAAUGAUGAUAAUGAUCAGAAGAGGCAAAAUUAUGUUGGGCUGAUGAUGGAAUCACAAAACAAUCAUGGAAAUUAUAGCAACAAUGGACAGGAUAUUGGGUACUGCAAUGAUGAUCCAUUCUCUUCAUUUCUGAAUUCUUUGAUAAACGAGGAUGUGUUUGCCAAUCAACAGCUCAGUAACUUGAUUGCACCAUCUUCUUCCCAACCGGUAGUAUCUUCCAUGCCGACCUUCAAUUAUGGCAAUGUCUGGGAAGGUGGACUCACAUCAACCAUGGCUGCUUUGAGUACUGAUGAUCAAAAAGGGUUUAAUAAUCAUUUCUCUAGAUCAAUAGAGUAGUACAUCAAGAUUAAAAUAGGUUGUACUUGUUAUAUUUUGUGUGUGAUAUCGUUCUAAUUAAUUUGUUUUAUGUAUGGAAAAUAUAUGCAUCAGGUAAGGAAACCCUAGAUUGCAUGCUAGCUUGUUAAUUAUAGACAGUGAUAGCAUAUAUAGGGUUGAUGACAUAUGUAUUUAUCUUAUCGUAAACAAUCGAAGUGUUGUUCUUUCU